This is a messenger RNA of Papaver somniferum (opium poppy), 363 nucleotides long. Its product is annotated as protein RALF-like 4. Bases 1 to 363 code for a protein of 120 amino acids. The transcript has a single exon. The record is from RefSeq and is a predicted model, not a curated record. Lineage: Eukaryota; Viridiplantae; Streptophyta; Magnoliopsida; Ranunculales; Papaveraceae.
AUGGCUGUCAAAGUUUGUUUGGUCUUUUUCGUACUAGCUAUGGCUGGACUGAUAGCAGAAUCAUCAACUUCUGCUUCUCCUGAUGAUAUGGUAGUGGGCGUAACAAGAUCAUCAACACAAACAUGUGACGGUUUAGUUGGAAAAUGCGUUGAUGAACAUUAUGAAUUAAUGAUGGAUUCUAAGGUUAAUCGUCGUUCUUUGUUUCAGCCUAAGAGACAUAUUAGUUAUGAAGCUCUUAAGAAGAACAUACGUUACUGUGGAAAACCUGGAAUGUCUUAUUACGAUUGUCAUAAACCCAAAGAAGCUAAUCCUUAUACUAGAGGGUGCAGCAUUCUCACUCAUUGCGCAAGAAUAAUCAGAUAA